GGAAAAGCGCCUGAACUCGUAGAGUGGGAGAGAGCCUCGCGCAAAGAAGAAGCUCUCAGACCAGUCAGUGGCUUCAUGGAGUUAUGCACCUCUGAUGCGCCGCCAUGGAUUGCAAUUCGCGAUCACAUUUUUUCACUUUACAUCUUUUACUCUCCCUCUUGCUUCCAGUUUUUACGAUCGUCUACCCUCCAAAUGAAGUGAACCUGUUAGAUUCUAAAGCAAGCCAAGGAGAGUUAGGAUGGAUUUCCUACCCAUCACAUGGGUGGGAGGAGAUCAGUGGCGUGGAUGAGCAUUACACACCCAUCAGGACCUUCCAGGUGUGCAAUGUGAUGGAAUACAGCCAGAACAACUGGCUUCGCACCAACUGGAUCCCUCGUCAGUCCGCCCAGAAGAUUUACGUCGAAUUGAAGUUCACUCUGAGGGACUGCAACUCCAUUCCAUUAGUCCUGGGUACAUGUAAGGAAACCUUCAACCUUCUCUACUUGGAAACCGAUGACGACCAAGGCAGUCACUUCCGAGAACACCUGUUCUCCAAGAUUGACACCAUAGCCGCGGAUGAAAGUUUCACUCAAAUGGACCUUGGCGACCGCAUUCUCAAACUUAACACUGAAGUGCGUGAAGUAGGCCCAAUGACCAAGAAGGGCUUCUACCUGGCAUUCCAGGACGUGGGUGCCUGUGUAGCUUUAGUCUCUGUGAGGGUUUACUUCAAAAAGUGCCAAAACAUAGUGAAGAAUCUGGCCUCCUUUCCAGACACAGUGCCCACAGACUCCAAGUCACUGGUUGAGGUGAAAGGUUUAUGUGUCAAUAACUCGAAAGAGGAGGAGCCCCCACGAAUGUACUGCAGCACAGAGGGCGAGUGGCUUGUGCCUAUCGGAAAGUGUCUGUGCAACCCAGGCUAUGAAGAAAGGAGCAACACCUGCCAAAUGUGCAAGUCCGGCUUCUACAAGUCUGCACUUGGAAACCUGGAGUGUUCCAAAUGUCCCCCUCAUAGCUAUGCCCACCAUGAAGGUUCAUUGCAUUGUGGAUGUGAGAAAAACUACUUUCGGGCUGAGGGAGACCAAGCCUCCAUGGCCUGUACACGCCCUCCCUCAGCUCCUCGUAACGUUAUCUCCUCCAUCAACGAAACCUCCGUUAUCCUCGACUGGAGCUGGCCUGAAGACACAGGUGGCCGUAGGGACCUGACCUUUACAGUCCUCUGCAAACGAUGCCGUGCCGGUGAAGCUAACGGAAGCAGUGGUGGAACACCACGAUGCGAGCCCUGCCGGAGCAACGUCCGUUUUUUUCCAAGAGCCCAAGGUCUACAAAACACUACUGUGACAGUGGGCGAUCUACUAGCUCACACCAACUACACGUUUGAGAUUGAGGCACAGAAUGGAGUUUCAUCAUUGGCGCCCAAGAUGAGGCAGUUUGCCGCUGUCACCAUCACCACCAAUCAAGCCGCUCCCUCUCCAGUAAUAGUGAUCAAAAAGGAGAAGACAUCACGGAAUAGUGUUUCCUUGUCCUGGUUGGAGCCAGAGAGACCGAAUGGCAUUAUCCUAGACUACGAGAUCAAAUACUAUGAAAAGGAGGAGCAGGAGACCAGCUACACAAUUCUUCGGGCUCGGGGUUGUAAUGUGACUCUGAAUGGUCUUAAGCCCAACACUGCCUACCUGCUGCAGAUCAGAGCCCGCACAGCAGCUGGUUAUGGAGCCAGCAGCCCUAGUUUCCAGUUUGAGACAAGUCCUGACUCAGCCUUCUCCAUCUCUAGUGAGAGUAGCCAGGUUGUUUUAAUCGCCAUUUCCUCGGCAGUGGCUAUCAUCCUGCUCACUGUGCUGCUUUACGUCUUGAUUGGCAGGUUUUGUUGCCACAGCAAAUCAAAACAUCCUGAUGAGAAAAGACUGCACUUUGGCAACGGACACCUGCGUCUGCCAGGUAUUAAGACCUACGUUGACCCCCACACUUAUGAGGACCCAAGCCAAGCUGUGCAUGAGUUUGCUAAGGAGCUAGAUGCUUCCUGCAUUGCCAUCGAUAAAGUGGUGGGAGCAGGUGAGUUUGGUGAGGUGUGCAGCGGUCGCCUGAAGCUGCCUAGUAAAAAGGAGAUCUGUGUGGCUAUCAAGACUCUAAAAGGUGGAUACACAGACAAACAGAGGAGGGACUUCCUUGCUGAAGCAUCAAUCAUGGGACAGUUUGACCACCCCAACAUCAUCAGGCUGGAAGGUGUCGUUACACGCAGUAAGCCUGUCAUGAUUGUCACAGAAUAUAUGGAGAAUGGCUCACUGGACAGCUUUUUAAGGAAGCACGAUGCCCAGUUCACUGGAAUUCAGUUGGUUGGCAUGCUGCGUGGCAUCGCCUCAGGCAUGAAGUAUCUGUCAGACAUGGGCUACGUUCACAGAGACCUUGCUGCACGAAACAUCUUAGUCAACAGCAACCUGGUGUGUAAAGUGUCAGACUUCGGCUUGUCAAGGGUCCUGGAAGAUGACCCCGAGGCGGCUUACACCACAAGGGGAGGAAAGAUCCCUAUCCGGUGGACAGCACCAGAGGCAAUUGCUUACAGGAAGUUUACAUCAUCGAGUGAUGCUUGGAGUUAUGGCAUCGUGCUCUGGGAAGUAAUGUCGUAUGGAGAACGGCCUUACUGGGAGAUGUCCAAUCAAGAUGUAAUAAAGGCUGUAGAUGAGGGUUACCGCCUUCCCCCACCCAUGGACUGCCCUGCUACACUUUACCAGCUGAUGCUAGACUGCUGGCAGAAAGAAAGGAACAACCGGCCCAAGUUUGAACAGAUAGUCAGCAUCCUUGAUAAACUCAUUCGCAACCCUGGUAGUCUUAAAAUUACUGCCAACACAACGUCGAGGCCGGCCAACUUGUUGUUGGAUAGAAGUAGUUCAGAGGUUCCUUCAAUGGGGGACUGGAUGGAUGGAAUGAGGACCUUGCCCUGCAAUGAGGCCUUUUCUGGGGUCAGCUACAGCUCCUGCGAUACCCUGGCCAAGUCUUCCACAGAUAGAGUGAUUCUGACAGAGGUCCACGUCACACCAGCAACUUGCCCAGAAUGGGAGCCGUCCAUGGGGAUCACCACUCUCUAACAUGCAGUUCCUCUCCUUUCGAUUCCUCGGACUCUGGAUGGGAUUUGAAAAAGGUUGGCGUGACAAUUGCAGGACCACAAAAGAAGAUCGUGAGCAGCCUCAAAGCCCUUGAAUCUCACACCAAGAACGGACCAGUACCUGUUUAAAAGAUGUGGCCAACAGAGGGAGAUCACCGCUUGGGAGCUAAUUGCUUGCUAAUACACAGUGUGUAUACAUAGUGAUGAUGGCAGAUGACUGAUAGGAAAUUAAACAUAUAUGGAACGGGAAGAGUCCAGAAUAGCAAGUCCAUUAACUGAUCGACUCUUGAACCCUCCAUUGAUCCACGCUCAAGUUGAGAUGCCUUACAGACACAUUGGGAUAUAAAGACGCACACGAGAACUAACACAGGCGAACAUAACUAGCCAGGGAUAGAGACAAGUUGGCUGGACUGGGAUGCAGUUGGAACAAAGGCCAAAGCUUUCCGCCCCAGUGUAAGUGGACGACGGCGUUUCUCUCCAUUAUACUGCCAGCCUUGGGUGCUUAGUGGCUACUCCCACUACACCUGGUCAGUGACCUGUGCGGAAAUGAUGGUUGCAUAGCCAAAAUGCCCUGUGUGACACUUCAUGGGAAACAGCAGCAGCAGCUGAUCCGGUGUGGACCCAACAUGGACUAAUGAAGUCUUGAUAUUCUUUUACAACUACCUACACGUCAACUCAAUCAGUUCUAAUCUUUAGGAUUCUGUAGACUUGUCACGAAAAGCAAUAACUGUGGAAAUCAGAUAUGAGAUUGCAUUGUUCUGAAGCCAUGACCAUGCUACACUCACAGUGGAGCGAACAGUAAGCUUUGAAGGUACAGGGGCAAUAACAUACUUCACAAUCUUUAUAUGACAAAUGUAAGUUAAAUGUGAUAAAAGCAGAUAUUGUACCUUUAUAGUGGUGUUCCGGCAAUCCAGCAAGCAAUCUUUGUGUGAAAUCUCAGGAUGCACACAUUAUUUGAUCUAUAUUUUCCUCUAACAAGCAGAAACAGAUGGAGUGAACAGUGCGAAUCGGUGCGGGGAAUUGAGGGCACACGGUAAGAGAGAUGAGAGUGAGAUUCUGUAAAGUUGGAAAUGAGACGUAUAAGAUGAAGUUGUGGUUUUCCACACAUCUCCUUCGGAUAGUCAUAUUGUGCAACAGAUUAGUUUUCUUACUCGUGGUGUACUUGUACUCGAGUUUAUUUUUUUGUGAAAGAAAAGUUUUCAUCAGCAAUCACACUCACUUUCUUUACUCAAUAAAGCUGGGCAUACACUGCAAACAAUGAAAAUGAAUUCCUUUUCUGAACCUUAUCUCGACUCAAUUAAUAAUAUAUAUAUUUUUAAAAUAAUAAUAAACGGAAUAAAACAUCACAAAGGCCAAAUGAUGAGAAAAACAGCUACAUCAUUGUUAGAUUUGUUUUUAGCAUUAGCAUUCCGAUGACUGGAAAUAAACCUCUUCUUUUUUAUUCUUUUAAACAGUCAGCAACACUUCAAAUGCACACUACUGACAUCUAUAGGAUUAAAAUGGAACAGCAAUGACCCAAAAUUACUAAACUCUACAGAGUAUGCCCAGGUUAAGUUGAGAAACACAGAAACUGACGGUGAAAUAUGAAUGAUAGUAUGAUUAACAGAAACAAGGGAAAUAUACAACUAUUAUAUUUUCUUGAAUGAACUGUUGAUGUUUAACAGCCAAGGAAAUACACAUUUUCUAUUUUCGUGAAGAAACCGUUAAUGGCAAAAUGUUGAGUGCCUCGUGGUUAGGUUGGGUCAUUUUUGGAAUCACCAUGCAAACACUCUUGUUUUUGUUGAACUGAAUAGGAUUUAGCACCGUUUCCAUAUACAAAGUUUGAAGUUUUCUUUUGAACUGCAAAAAUGAUAUCCAAAUACACAUGUCCAGAAAGGGAUUCUCUGAAUGCACCUUUAGAUUUGGAUGGUCUACAGAAUAGAGGUAUAUCUGCAUGGAUUCUGGUCAAUCACACAUAUGACCAGUAAUAUAAACUGGUACCACUCUAUACUUUCAGAUUAGAAACAUUCAAUUUACAAAGGUGCACUCUUAAUGCACUUAUUACACAAAUGUGUGAGCACUUUCCUUUAUGUGGGAAUUUAUCGGCUUAGCUAGAGAUGAAAUUUACCCAAUGGACAGAUGACGUGAGUGCUUUUGGGAAAACCCAUUUCUGUUCAUGGUAUGGGAAAAUCCAGUGUUCUACCUGUGGAUGCUGCUGUUGCUGCUAUGUGAUCUGAUUAGCAUGUACAUAAUGUAAACCAUCAUAACGAUAUAGCAACUAGCCCAACAGAUCCUGCAAUAUGUACAUGCCAUCCUUCUUUGUACAAAUUUUUGUAUGUAUAAAAAGAUUACAAAUUGUGCAACAAUUUUAAUUAAAAAAAAGGACAAAAAGCAUCUGUAUUAUACUUUAUCUUGUUUUGAAUUAUAUUUGUCAGCCUGUUUUUGUUUUCUACAAUAAAACGCAGUUGUGAUUACAUAAUUAUUUAUUUGUUAACAUUACACAGCACAUGUUCUUUUGUUGUUGUUGCUUCGUUUGUUAGUUUGUUUUAAAGCGUACGGUAAAUUAUGUGUCAUUGUUACAUGUUUUUUGCUUUUUUUUGACAUAUUUUAUCAACCUGGGACAUCCGAAAGAGCAAUACUGUUAUGCACCCCAUAUCCAGAACUUCGUUUCUGUCUCAAGACUGAUCCUUGUGUUUGUGUGAGAGUUUACGUGUUCAAACGUAGAAGGCCUUGUCAACUAAUGUAAAAGGAUUUGUAGUGGAAACAUUUAUAUUUUUAUAAUAAAUAUUCUCAAAAUAUUUUCCAAAAAAGUAAUGAUGGCGGACGUGGUUCUUUGGUUUAUUUUGAACAUUUUUUCCUCCUUGAUAUGGAUUUUCUUGAUCAGGGAAUGUCGUUGAUCUUUGUCAACUGCGGGCCUGUGAAAUCCUUUGAGGCUCAUUUUUGAUUAAGGGCUAUGUAAAUAAACUGGACAUGACUUGACACAAAGAGAAUGAACCCAUAUAAAUUACAUGGAGAAUGUAAGUGUUGAAAGAAUGUAUAUUGCACAUUCAGGGUUGGCAGCCAACAAUUGUUCCUACCGGUGCCAAAGACAAGAAUUUUACUAUUCACAAUAAGCAUGUGAAUGAUUAAUAUGCAGUGUUAACAUUUCAAACAGUGGAAAAUACAGUACUCCUUGGUGCCAGCAUUGAACAUCUUUCUGUGUGCAAAUUCUAGAUAUAGAUGAUUGGUCAGACUGUGAUCCAACAAGUGACUUAAUAUGUAAAAUUGAUACAACUAAGGAUUUUGUUUGAGCACAAGGUAUUUCUCUGCAUUUUUAUGAGUUUGUUGUGGAUUGAGUAUGCAAAACAAGCUGUAUACAGUGGCAUGAAAAAGUAUCUGAAGCUUUUGGAAUUUCUAACAUGUCUGCAUAAAAUCACCAUCAAAUGUGAUCCUAUCUUCGUCAAAAUCACACUGAUGAAAAAACUAAAAUGACUGACUUAAAAUUUAUUUAUAAGUGUCAUUUAUAAGUGUUCAUAUUUUAAUCAGUAUAGGAUGUAGUAUGCAAAAAAUGUCAGAAGCGGGAAAAAUAAGUGAACCAUCACAUUUAAUAUUAUGUGCCCUCCACCCCCCAUGUUGGUGAGCUGUUCCAUUUUUCCUCCACACAUGACGUUGUGUUUUACUCCCAAACAAUUCAACUUUGGUUUCAUCAGUCCACAACAUAUUUUGCCAAAACUUCUGUGGAGUGUCCAAGUGCCUUAUUGCGAACAUUACACAAGCAACAAUGUUUUUUUUUAGACAGCAGUGGCUUCCUCCAUGGAGUUGUCCCAUGAACACCGUUCUUGGCCAUAGUUUUACAUAUAGUUGAUGGGUGCGCAGAUAUACUGGACUGUGCCAGUGAUUUCUGUAAGUUUUUAGCAGAUACUCGAGGGUUCUUUUUAACCUCUCUGAGUAUUCUGCGCUGAACUAUUGGCGUUAUCUUUGGUGGAUGGCCACUCCUUGGAGAGAAGUGUGCCAUCUCCCAUUUGUAGACAACUUCUCUGAUUGUCGAUUGAUGAACAUCAGACUUUUGUAUCCUCUCUCAGCUUUAUACAAAUCAACAAUCCUUGAUUGCAGGUCGUCAGACAACUCUUUUGAGCCAGCCUAGAUGCACAUCAGACAAUUCUUCUCAUCAAGACAUUUCUUACCAGGUGUGUAUUUUAUAAUGGGCAGGGCAGCUUUAAACCACUCAUCAGUGAU
Messenger RNA from Corythoichthys intestinalis (scribbled pipefish), 7267 nucleotides. Its product is annotated as ephrin type-A receptor 3-like. Gene Ontology annotation, cellular component: dendrite; plasma membrane. Lineage: Eukaryota; Metazoa; Chordata; Actinopteri; Syngnathiformes; Syngnathidae. The transcript is spliced from 18 exons. The record is from RefSeq and is a predicted model, not a curated record. Gene Ontology annotation, biological process: protein phosphorylation; axon guidance; ephrin receptor signaling pathway. Gene Ontology annotation, molecular function: transmembrane-ephrin receptor activity; protein binding; ATP binding. The coding region runs from base 105 to 3056 and encodes 983 amino acids.